Molecule: messenger RNA, 3100 nt
Organism: Caenorhabditis elegans
Lineage: Eukaryota; Metazoa; Nematoda; Chromadorea; Rhabditida; Rhabditidae
Source: the annotation of a RefSeq genome assembly
AUGCCAAAGAAGCAAUGUUCUUCAAUAUUAUCACUCUAUGACAAAGAGAUCACACUGUGCCUCGAGUCGAUCUACCGUGAUCCGGAAAAAGGCGAAUGUUUUUCCGAGCUGCUACCGCUAGGAAAAAUCGAUGAGUUGAAGACUCACUCCGAGAAUUCGCAGGAGUUCUCUAAGCAACUAUAUCAAGAUCUGAAAAAAAGUAAUUUGUCAAUUGCUGACCCUGAGCGACUCUACAAAGAUAUUAUGGCAUAUCUACAAUCAAAUUUUCCAAAAUGUAUUCUUCAUGAUGUUCUAAACUAUUCAGGCAGGAAUGUCAAAUUGAGCGAAUUUCGCUACAUCCUUGAUCAUCUCGAGGGUUUUCUACGCUUAAUUGAGCCAAAGGUGGUUCUCAAUUAUCUGGACUCCUAUCCACAAUACAGUGAAGCUGUAAAACUUCUGAAAGAUGAAAUAGACCGUCACGAGGAGGACAAUAAUGACCCGGAGUUCAUAAAGAAGCUAAUUCUUCGAACUGUGCCUCUUCUCGGAGAGCAAGCGGUAUACGAUAUCAUGUAUACAAUUUGGGAAAAAGCACAAAUGACGUCGAUGUUGAGGCAAAACAAUUCAUUACCACAGUUUUAAAAUUGAAAAACGAUGAAUUUCCAAGGCUUUACCGAAGUAUUGAUGCGAGUAGGAGACAAUUGAAUGGAAGAAUGUACGUUUGCCCAGUUAAUGAAUCAGCUAGAGACAUGAUAGCAUCUUUGGGAACAGAAGAGUUCAACACAGAUCGAUUCAGAAUAAUCAACAUUCGUGUGGACAGCAUUGCCCCAGAAAAUUCAGCGUCGCGACUGGUUAUUGAAUCUGUUCGUCAACGAAUUCAUAUUCAAAGACAGUUUUGCCUUCGAAAUUACCAAGAGGAACUCUGCCAGGUGGCUCUUCAAGGCAAAAAUACAAUUGUUACUGCUCCAACUGGCUCUGGAAAAACUGUAAUCGCUGCGAAUAUUAUCAAAGAACAUUUUGAGUCGAGGUCAAGUGAAGGAAAACGAUUUAAGGCUCUCUUCAUGACACCGAACUCAAUGAUCUUGAAUCAACAGGAGACUCGGAUUUCGUCAUAUUUAGCACAUCUUUACCCUUUAUUUUGUAUAUGCAAAUAAUCAAUUUUUAGAAUAUCUAUUUUCAGACUCAGACUAUUCAAGGAUCCGAUAAUGUUCCAACGAGAAAUGUUAUUCAAUCCAAAGAUCUCAUUGUUGCAACACCUCAGAUGAUUGUAAAUCUUUGCAAUGAGCACCGAGACCCACUUGACGAUGAAUAUCCACCAGAGCAGUUCUUCCUGUCAACUUUCACAAUUAUUUUCUUCGAUGAGUGCCAUAAUACCGUCAAAAAUUCCCCAUAUUCAAAUGUAAUGCGAGAAUACCACUACCUAAAGAAUAUGGGAAACAUGCCAGAAGGACACAGUUUUCCACAAAUCAUUGGUCUGACAGCAUCUCUUGGAACUGGCGACAAAAAGAAUUGCAUGCAAGUCAGGAGUUAUAUUGCUGGUCUCUGUGCAAAUAUGGACGUCAAGGAGCUAAGCAUUGUUAAAGAUAAUUUGGAAGAGCUGUUGGAUCACAAUCCGUUUGUCACGGAUCAGGUCUCAUUUUGCGAAAGAAGCAAUGAUGGCCCGAUUGAAAUGUUCACGAAGAGGCUCAAACAGAUGAUGCAAGAAGUGGAAGAUCUCAUCAGAACAACAUUAAAAAACGAACCUACCGUAAAGUAUGAAAUCCCACCGACUGAUAAGGAGCAUAAUCGUUAUGAAAACUGGAUUUCCAAUCAGAGAAAUUGUGUCUCGCUGGCGGGUUCCAGGAACAAAACGCUCAUCAUUGAGGUGUUGGAUGUGUUGAAGGACUGUUUCUAUGCCUUGUCAUACAACAUUAAUUUCAAUCCCGAAGUUGCAUUGAAGAAGUAUUUGGAAAAGGAAUUGGGUCCCGAAAGGAUACGAAAUUUCACCGACAACAUGAAUUUAAUAUGGGACAAUUGUCAUCGCGAAUUGGUUGGAAUUGGUUCAGCGGAAAAUCCAAUGAUUGCUAGAACUGUGCAGUUUAUUUUAGACCAAAAUGAGCAAACAUCCGACUUUCGUGCCAUCAUUUUUGUACGAACAAAAAAGGAAGCAGACUUUCUCAAUUAUGUUUUGAAUGAUCGAUUGCAUGAGCUUGGAAUCAAAUCUGAUUGGAUGUCCGGACAGAAAAAGUCGACUGCGAGCAGCGCCGAUAUCUCAGCAUCGAAACAAAAACAAAUGGAAAAGUUGAAAAUGUUUGCUGAUGGAGAAAAUCAAAUUCUCGUCUCAACCUCUGUUGCUGAAGAAGGAUUAGAUAUUCCAGAAUGCAGUCUUGUCAUCAAAUAUAACUAUGCAACAAAUGAAACUGCUCACGUUCAACGAAGAGGACGAGCAAGAGCUCGAAACUCAAAAUGUGUGCUCAUCACAAAUAGCAUUGCACUUCAUGUCCAGGAAAGCAAUAAUCUAGCAAAAGAAAAUCUAAUGACCGAAACGAUCUCCCUAAUCCAAAAUUCGCCAGGAGAAUUCCGACAAUGUGUAGAUGAGGAAAGCAAUAAAGUCUGGCCUCGAAUCCAGAGAGAAGAUACCGAUAAAGCACAAAGAAUUAAAGAGCAAAUUAAUCGGAAUAUUGUGUACAAGAUCGUUUGUAUGAAAUGUGAUACAGUUUUGUGCACGAAUAAGGAUAUUCGAUCAAAAAACACGCAAUACAUUGUGUGUAAUCCCGGAUUUUGGAGUCUCGUUCGAAGAAUUCCCUUGCCACUUGAACAAAGGGCAUCAAAUAAAUUUAAUUCAACUGGAUCGAUUGAAUGUCUUGGCGAGAGGUGUGGUUCGAAACUUGGACAGUUGAUCGACGUGAAUACAGUGAAUCUCCCGUGUCUGAAAGUAAAAUCUAUCCUGCUACUGAUUGAAAGUACCAAUGAACGGAUCCUCGUUAAACAAUGGAAAAAUAUUCUGGAUGAACAUUUCACACCGACCACACUAAAGCAGCGAGAUGUUCAAACAAUGAAAGACGCGGAUUAUGGUCGAGCACCAAUCGAAUUUGAGCAUCAUACAGCUAAUGGAGAAGUAAUCAAUGUAAUUAGACAAGCAUAA